GGCACAAUGAUCACCGCUGUUACGAAUGUUAAGAACCUCUCGAGCGUUUUGUGUUACAAUCGUAGCGAGAAGAUUCGAUCUAUAUAAAUACUCUGGAUUUGUAGCAAAAUAUGUCGACACAAGGCACAGAGCUUUCGAAUUGCUUCGUGACUCGAGAUGUCGAGACCAUGUCAGACGAGACACAGAGCAAUCGCGCAGAUAUCUUGGAGUGCCUGUCAGUUCUAAUUAACGAAGACAACAAUGAGAAUGGUCGAAUACAAGAAUUAAUAUUGGAGGAGCAGUUACUAAGCGGGACUACAUUGACAGCUGUAACAUUACCGGAUGGAACACAAGCAUUUGUGGCAAAUAAUUGUAACGACAAUGUGUUGGAUACAAAGGGUCAAGCAACGUUAGAAUUGGACAAUGGAGAUACUAUAUUACUUCGAGAUGUAUCAGAGUUUACAGAUGGUAAGUCACUUCAACUGGAAUUAGAUCCAUCGGUUUUGGUGGAAACACGUAAUGCCACUAUAGAGAAUGCGGAGAAUAGCUAUCCAAGAGUGGAGUUCAUAGAUGGUACUGCCUAUAUGGUGACAGGCCAUCUUGACGUCGGCAGAGAUCUCUGGGAAAUCGAGAGUGGUAAACUUAAAAAGAAGGACCCUAAGAUUUUGUUAAAUAAACUGUCUGCUUCGAGGAUCAGGCAUCCUUGUCCAAGAGAAGGUUGCUCAAAGGUCUAUAGUACUCCCCAUCAUCUUAAGGUACACGAACGAUCCCACACUGGUCAGCGACCAUAUCGAUGCACGCAUCCGAAAUGUAAGAAGAGCUUUUCGACAGGCUACAGUCUGAAGGCUCAUUCACGUACACACACAGGAGAGAAACCUUACAAAUGUCCGAACGAAGCGUGCGACAAAAGUUUUAAAACUUCUGGGGAUUUAUUAAAGCAUGUUCGAACACACACUGGAGAACGCCCUUUUCUGUGCCCGUUCGACGGUUGUGGUCGGUCGUUUACCACAAGCAACAUUAGAAAGGUUCAUGUCCGAACGCACACGGGUGAACGUCCAUACAAAUGUACGCAGCCUAAAUGUGGAAAGGCUUUCGCUAGCGCGACCAACUAUAAAAAUCAUAUUCGAAUUCAUUCCGGCGAGAAACCUUACGUUUGCUCGAUCGAUAGUUGUGGAAGGAGAUUCACAGAGUAUUCUAGUCUUUACAAACAUCACCUCGUUCAUACACAGCAGCGACCCUUCGAAUGUAAAGUUUGUUUCCGGAGAUACAGACAGAGCAGUACUCUUAUAAUGCAUAAAAGGACGGCGCACGCGUUAGUCGAUAAUGACGAUAACGUAGAUGUUUUUUCCCAAGAACCAGUGCCGGAGCCUAUUAAUCGAGCCAAAGACAGACGGAAGGCGUACGUAUCUCGAGAAAAAACUGGGAGUCCACCGCUAAAGGUUGUAGAGAAAGAUAGACAAUCUCAAAUUCAUUCCAAAGCGGUCGAUGAUCUAAACGAAAAUGAAACGCAGAUACUAUUUGUCGGUGAUCCUUCACAAAUUGCAGCAUUACAGAAGAUUGAGUUGAACAACGGAUUCGACGAGCCUGGAAUGGAUACCUCGUUCGAAGAACUCAAUAUAAAGAUCGAAGACAUAGAACUUGGUUGGAAUUAGCGCGUCAUUUGGAUAACGGUGGUUGCUCGAACGUUAAUUUGUUUCGUGUAUUUUCAAUAAUCUUGUUCCACGCUACAACACCUUAAUUUCGUUGGCACGAAUGGCGCAGUCAACGUUGUGCUUUAUUGUAAGAGAAUAAAGUAUCAAUUAUUUAAGUGUCUAGAAGUUAUUCGGUACUAAUCGGACAAUGUUUUUGUUUGUAAUUACCC
This is a messenger RNA of Dufourea novaeangliae, 1840 nucleotides long. Its product is annotated as zinc finger protein 76-like. The transcript has 9 exons. Gene Ontology annotation, biological process: regulation of transcription by RNA polymerase II. Gene Ontology annotation, molecular function: RNA polymerase II cis-regulatory region sequence-specific DNA binding; DNA-binding transcription factor activity, RNA polymerase II-specific. NCBI's taxonomy places the organism in Eukaryota, Metazoa, Arthropoda, Insecta, Hymenoptera, Halictidae. Bases 111 to 1631 code for a protein of 506 amino acids. The record is from RefSeq and is a predicted model, not a curated record.